AUGGCAAAUGAGGAGAAAGUCUUAGUGGUGAAUGAGAAUAAGUUUGUCAUUGCAGCAACUAUUAUACCUUUCUCGAUCGCUGGUGUUCUUAUAAGGAUUGCGCUUAGUCGUUUAGAGACCUAUUCUGGAGCACCUGUUUUCAGUCUUGUUUAUGCACAGUGGAUUGGAUGUUUUAUUAUGGGAGUUGUUAUGACAAAUAAGACUUUACUAUUUCAAUGCACUAGAUUUGACAUCAAAAGGUACUAUCCUCUUCACGGUGGCUUAUCGUCUGGCCUUUGUGGUUCUAUCACAACGUUCUCCUCUUGGCAACUAGGAAUCUUUAAAGAGUUUGCCAAUUACAAUGCAAACCCACAUACCUCAGGAAAGAAUGUACUGGCAGCAAUAUCUGUGUUCCUGGUGACGCUUUCCAUGUCUCAACAAGCUCUACUAUUUGGUCAGCACAUAGGAAAGAUGUAUAAGAGAACAGAUAUUCCAGAAGUAAAAGUUGCUCCACAAGGCUUUACAUCAAAAUAUCUGUCAAUGAAAGAUUAUUUGGUGAUAUCCUUUGGUAUGCUCUGUUGGAUCGGUGUAGUUUUUGCUGCAGUCUUUGGAAAGAGCCAAAAAGAACUUACAUUAGCCUGCGUGUUUGCUCCUGCUGGUGCACUCCUAAGAUGGGUGCUAUCAUUUUAUAAUUCAUCUCUAUAUUCGCUCUUUUUUGUAGGCACAUUUACUGCCAACAUAUUAGGCACAAUCAUACUAGCAGCUCUGUCUCUUCUACAGUCAGGUGCAAUCAUCAUGACUCCAAUUAAAUGCUAUGUCCUACAGGCACUUGCUGACGGAUUUUGUGGGUGUUUAACAACUAUUUCAACCUUUAUGGUUGAAUUAAACGCAUUACCUUUGGUAAACAGUUACAUCUAUGGUAUAUCCUCUGUCGUUGUUGCGCAAUGCUUUAUGUUUGUCAUUCUGGGUUCCUAUAUCUGGACUCAGGGCGUGCAUCCAUCAGCCAUUUGCGUGUCGUAA
This is a messenger RNA of Rhizopus microsporus ATCC 52813, 999 nucleotides long. RefSeq lists its product as uncharacterized. The coding region runs from base 1 to 999 and encodes 332 amino acids. The record is from RefSeq and is a predicted model, not a curated record. The transcript has 3 exons. NCBI's taxonomy places the organism in Eukaryota, Fungi, Mucoromycota, Mucoromycetes, Mucorales, Rhizopodaceae. Gene Ontology annotation, cellular component: membrane. Gene Ontology annotation, biological process: fluoride transmembrane transport. Gene Ontology annotation, molecular function: fluoride transmembrane transporter activity.